AUGGCCGACCGUUUCCCUUCAUUAGACGACUUUGACGCCGGUCAAACAGAAGUCUCCGGACAACCCUCAGCCUCCGCCGACGAGCCCUCCGACUUCCUCGCCCGCGAGCGCGCCGCCCUUGGUGAAGAUGCCCAACAAUUUGCCGGCUCAGGCGACAACAUGGCCACCGUUGCCGAUGCAGAAGAGGACGAUGACGAUCUGCUUGGAGGCGGCGGCGGCGGAUCCCAGCCAAUCGCAGACAUGGACAUGAUGGGGGACUUUGAGACCUCCUUCCCUUCCGUCGAGACUGGCAACGAAGGCGUCGCUCCCGGCGGCACCAUCACCGGCUCUACCCUCCCAUACCGCGCCCCUGACAGCUCCGCCUACGCUCAAGAAGAGGAGGAACCAGAAGUUGUGCGCGAGUGGCGCGAAAGGCGCAACAUGGCCAUCGAAUCUCUUGAUGAGCGCUCCGCAAGCAAGAAGGCUGAGACGGUGAAGGCCGCGCAGGAGGCGAUCGACGAGUUCUACGAGAACUACAACAACCGCAAGGACAAGCAGGUGGCGCAGACGAGGAAGGAGGCGGAGGAGUUCUUGAAGAACCGUGAGGAUACGACGAGUGGAGGGACGAGCUGGGAGAGGAUCGCGAAGUUGGUGGAUCUGAGUGGGAAGGGAGCGGGUGGAGGCGCGAGCGGGACGGCGAAGGCGAGGAUGCGGGAGGUGCUGUUGGAUCUGAGGAAGGAUAAGGAUGCGCCGGGGGCUGGGGGUGUAUAA
Messenger RNA from Saxophila tyrrhenica, 750 nucleotides. RefSeq names its product Clathrin light chain (gene clc1). NCBI's taxonomy places the organism in Eukaryota, Fungi, Ascomycota, Dothideomycetes, Mycosphaerellales, Extremaceae. The transcript has 2 exons. The coding region runs from base 1 to 750 and encodes 249 amino acids. Gene Ontology annotation, molecular function: clathrin heavy chain binding; structural molecule activity. Gene Ontology annotation, biological process: clathrin-dependent endocytosis; intracellular protein transport. The record is from RefSeq and is a predicted model, not a curated record. Gene Ontology annotation, cellular component: clathrin coat of trans-Golgi network vesicle; clathrin coat of coated pit; plasma membrane.